AUGGAAGCAGAGGGGGAGGACCUGUGGCUGGUGGUGGGACUGGGGAACCCCGGCAAGCAGUACGCGGACACCAGGCACAACGUAGGCUUCAUGCUGGUGGAUGAGCUGGCGCGCCAGCUGGGCGCCAGCCUGGACAAGCUGCAGCACAGCGCAGCGCUCGGCCGCGGCAGGUUCUGCGGCAAGCGCGUCCUGCUGGCCAAGCCCAUGACCUUCAUGAACAACAGCGGCGAGUCUGCAAACCUUAAGAGGUUAUUUCCCCUGGCACAGGUGCCGCUUGAGAGGGUGCUGGUGGUGUACGAUGACCUGGACCUGGACAGCGGGGCGGUGCGGCUGCGCGCAAAGGGCGGCCACGGCGGCCACAACGGCAUGCGCUCCAUCACGCAGCAUUUCUCCGGGUCCAAGGACUUCCCCCGCCUGCGCAUUGGCAUUGGGCGACCUCCUGGGAGCCAGCAGGUUGUCAGCUAUGUGCUCCAGGGUUUUGGGCGCAAGGAAAGGGAUGAGAUAUAUGUAGCAAUCCAGGAGGGAAUCGACAUCGUACGUGCAGUGCUCACCUUAGGCAUGGAGAAGGCUGUUUCUGGUAACAGGGUGCCUCGAUAG
Messenger RNA from Coccomyxa subellipsoidea C-169, 597 nucleotides. RefSeq names its product peptidyl-tRNA hydrolase. Lineage: Eukaryota; Viridiplantae; Chlorophyta; Trebouxiophyceae; Coccomyxaceae. Gene Ontology annotation, molecular function: peptidyl-tRNA hydrolase activity. The record is from RefSeq and is a predicted model, not a curated record. The transcript has 5 exons. The coding region runs from base 1 to 597 and encodes 198 amino acids.